Spirometra erinaceieuropaei is the source of this 315-nucleotide messenger RNA. NCBI's taxonomy places the organism in Eukaryota, Metazoa, Platyhelminthes, Cestoda, Diphyllobothriidea, Diphyllobothriidae. The record is from the annotation of a GenBank genome assembly.
AUGGAAUCAAUUUUACAUGAUCCUAGUGAAUUUCGUCUCGAAAAGCCAGUGAAAGAUGAAACCAAGGACGUGGAAGGAUCCGCCUGGAAAAUAAUUGACGUUGGAGCAGCGGAGGAGGAAAAGGACGAAAAGGAGAAGGAGGGCGUGGAGGAGGAGGAGGAGGAGGAGGAGGAGGAGGAGGAGGAGGAAGAGGAGGAGAAGGAGAGGGAGGAUGCGGAUGGUGGUACAGAAGGGCGGACAGAGUUAGUUGGCGGCGGAGAGGACGAGGAAGAGUCGGCCGGAGGGACGAGAGUGGAUGCGGUUGGAGUAACAUAG